Messenger RNA from Orycteropus afer afer, 864 nucleotides. RefSeq names its product glycosyltransferase 6 domain-containing protein 1-like. Gene Ontology annotation, cellular component: Golgi apparatus; membrane; vesicle. The record is from RefSeq and is a predicted model, not a curated record. NCBI's taxonomy places the organism in Eukaryota, Metazoa, Chordata, Mammalia, Tubulidentata, Orycteropodidae. Gene Ontology annotation, molecular function: hexosyltransferase activity. Gene Ontology annotation, biological process: carbohydrate metabolic process.
AUGGGAAACAGGAAUGAUCAUGUAGAAGAACUUCAGCUUUCAGAUUGGUUUAAUCCUAAAAAACGUCCUGAAGUUAUAACAACAACUGACUGGUUUGCUCCAGUCGUAUGGGAAGGAACUUACAAUAGACAGGUCCUGGAAAAACAUUACAAAAGGCUGAACAUUACCAUAGGUUUGGCUGUAUUUGCUACUGGAAAGUUUGAAGAUCGAUACCUGAAACAGCUCAUACAAUCUGCCGAUAAGCACUUUAUGACUGGCUACAAUGUGAUCUUUUACAUCAUGACGGAUGAGCCUUCCAGACUAUCACACACAGAGUUAGGUCCUUUACGAACAUUUAAACUAUGUACAAUAUUUGAUGAAAAUACGUGGCAAGACUUUCAUCUCAUAUUCAUGAAGAAUUUAGGUGUGUUCAUCUUAAAUCACAUGCAGGAUGAAGUCAACUUUCUCUUUGUUAUGACUGUAAACCAGAUCUUUAAGAAUGACUUUGGAGUAGAAACCUUGGGAAAGUUGGUAGCUCAACUCCAUGGACGGUGGUAUUUUAAAAACGCUAAAACUUUCCCUUAUGAGAGAAAUUCUAAAUCAGCAGCUUUCAUCCCCUUUGGGCAGGGAGAUUUCUAUUAUCACAGUGCAAUUUUUGGUGGGACUCCCCAUGAGGUUUUAAAACUCAUUAAAGAGUAUCAAAAAGGAAGAAUUCAUGACAUCAAUAAAGAACUUACCAGCACAUACGAAAAUCACCUAAACAAGUAUUUUUUUCUCCAUAAACCCACUAAACUGUUAUCACCAGAAUACACUUGGGGUCCCAAUUUUCAUACCCCACCAAUUAACCAUAGUAAGACGGCAUGGCAAUCAGAACAGAUUCGAUGA